Molecule: messenger RNA, 504 nt
Organism: Glarea lozoyensis ATCC 20868
Lineage: Eukaryota; Fungi; Ascomycota; Leotiomycetes; Helotiales; Helotiaceae
Product: (Phosphotyrosine protein) phosphatases II
Exons: 3
Coding region: 1-504 (167 amino acids)
Biological process (GO): protein dephosphorylation
Cellular component (GO): cytosol
Molecular function (GO): protein tyrosine/serine/threonine phosphatase activity
Source: RefSeq, a predicted model, not a curated record
AUGGCGGAGCUAAUCAAUAAUCCACAACCGCAUACAACAGAAAACACGAAUAUGGACGAAAUUGUUCCCAAUUUGUGGGUAGGCAAUAUUCUCUCAACAUAUAAUACCCAAACCCUAAAAGAAUAUAAAAUCACCCACGUCCUCUCACUCAUCGACAAACCCCUCCCACUUUGGCUCACAGCCAAAUACAAAGAAUGUGGCAUAACACACAUAAGAUACCAGAUCCUAGAUGAAGGAGAAGUAGAUAUCUUGCCAAUUCUGGCUGAGACUUAUGCUGUUAUUGAGAAGCAUAUCGGUACUUCGGGGAUAUUGGUUCAUUGUGGGCUUGGAAUUAGUAGGUCUGGGAGUGUGGCUGUUGGGUAUCUGAUGCGAAGUCGUGGUAUUGGAAGGGAUGAAGCUCUAGCUUUGGCGAGGGAGAAGAGAGGGAAGAUUCAGCCGAAUGAGGGGUUUUGGGGGCAGUUGGAGGUCUGGGGAGCUAGAGAGAACCAAGUGGUCAAUAUGUAA